Nyctereutes procyonoides (raccoon dog) is the source of this 1381-nucleotide messenger RNA. RefSeq names its product major allergen I polypeptide chain 2-like. Lineage: Eukaryota; Metazoa; Chordata; Mammalia; Carnivora; Canidae. Bases 919 to 1248 code for a protein of 109 amino acids. The record is from RefSeq and is a predicted model, not a curated record. The transcript is spliced from 3 exons.
ACUGGGAGCUUCCUUCUAGAAUUUUCAUGGACUAUCUCAUCUUCUUUGUGCCCGUAAACUACUCUUCUAGAGUAGAAGAAGGUUGAGUUUAACUCAAGAGGGUUUAAGCAGACUGGCUGCCAUCUCUGGUUGACCUAGCACGCUGGUCUACAGAGCUCCAGCUCACAGUGGACAUGGGAGACAAACUGUAGAGCUCCACAACUCCUCACUGAUAUUUCUGGAUGGGCUAUUAAGCCCAAGCUCCUCUUGGGACCAGGUUCACUGAUGGAAGAGGGCAAGACAGGGCCAAGGCUGGACCCACUGGGAGUUAAGAAGAGGCCCAGGACUCUUUUAAGGGUGAGAGGGAAGCAGGUAACAUGAUCCUAAAUUGGAGUCAGCCCUGGAGGAAGCCCUCCUGGCCAGGAGUUCUGAGACUUCCCUAGUAGGGAGUGCUGCAGAGCCCAAGGAUGGUGUCCACCCAUCCUUGGGGCUUGAUCUAGAGACUGCAGAGUUAAGGUGCUCAAGAGGCUCUAGUUGGGCUCAGCACCCCAUACUUAACUCCAGGACUUAAACUUAGGCUUGUGAACCCUCCUGUGAUUUUCAUCUGCACAUUCUGGGAGAGUGCUGCAUUUGGAGCCAGGAUGGGUUGGGGGAAGGAGUAGCAGGAAACAAGGGUCACAGUUGGGGCUGGGAUGACAGAGCAGUUGGUUCAGGAUGGAAACACUUAGACAUGUCAGCUCCUCUUGGUCUUUGGCAAAGGAAAAACCAUAUCCUCUCCAAGAGGCUUUUAGCCCAAGGACUGAGGUAGCGACAUGUGCCAGGUCCCUGCCCACAGGCCUUUGGAGUUCCUAGGAGGGAUGUGGGCUGGGCUCAGGGAGCUAGUAGUUCAUAAAACAGCAGAAAUCCUGCCCUGAGCGGAGCAUUCUGGCAGUUGACACUAUGAAGGGGACACUCCUCGUGCUGACCUUGCUGGUGACCCAAGACCUGGGCAUCGAAAUGGCGAAAGCCUGCCCCCUUUUCUAUUCGGUCUUUGGCACUUUGGCCAUUGGAAAGGAGUUUCCGCUGAACAAGGCCCUUAGACUAGCCAAUGCUACUGAAGCAGAAAAAGCAGCCAUAGGAAAAAUCCAGGACUGCUACAAUGAGAAGGGACUCGAUGCCAAGAUAUUGGAUUUGAUUGUCAUGACUACCAUCACCACCAGCAAGAAAUGCAUCUAUGAAGCAAUGGACUCAUUGAAGGAGACCUUCCACAUAGCCCCUUUGGGGAGAUGAAUCUUUGCCACCAAUGCCCGAUCUGAGCUCCAUCCUCCUGCUCCUUUCUUCAUACCUGAAGCUGGAAUCCAGACACCUAUCUUUGCCUAAUUCAUCUUUAGCAGGAUGGCUGUAAUAAAAUAACUGCAGUGUA